This is a messenger RNA of Penicillium mononematosum, 312 nucleotides long. RefSeq lists its product as uncharacterized. The record is from RefSeq and is a predicted model, not a curated record. NCBI's taxonomy places the organism in Eukaryota, Fungi, Ascomycota, Eurotiomycetes, Eurotiales, Aspergillaceae. The transcript has 2 exons. Bases 1 to 312 code for a protein of 103 amino acids.
AUGGACGAGCUCCGAAAUAGACUUUACAGUCUCACGGACUGGGGAUAUGUCAUUUAUCGCACUACCUACUCUGCUGAAUCCGAUGCUGUAUUCCCAGGUGCUAUUAGUGAUCCCACGCAAUUCAACGGGACGUCCCUCGAGGCAAUUCGUGCUCAUUUCGAAGCCUGGGUGGAUGCCCAAGACAGACAUGAUAAUUGGAACAAAUUUCGAAUGUGCAUUAUCAUCUAUGAAGAAACCCUACAGGUGCUCAAAGGGAUAUCGACCCUGAAAAUCAAGGGCCAGGGUAUUUUGAGGAAGAAUUACGAUAUGUGA